AUGGCCGCCGACACUGCUGCCGCUACAAAGCGGCCCCUGAAGCCAGCUUCAACCGUUAACAAGGCCUAUCUGAUCUUCUACAACUUCGUCUCGGCCGUCCUAUGGUCCGUCGUGCUUGGCCGUACUGUCAUGCUGCUCGGCCUUCAUGGGCCUGAGUAUGUUUACCCAAAUGUUGGCGAAUUCACAAAGUGGACGCAGACUUUGGCUGGCUUGGAAGUGAUGCACUCUCUGCUCGGUGUCGUUCGCGCUCCCCUCUUCACAACGCUCAUGCAAGUCUCGUCACGCUUCCUCCUCGUCUGGGCCGUUGUCGACGUCUUCCCCGUCCUCGCCCUCUCGCCCUUCUACUCGUCCAUGCUCAUCGCCUGGUCCGUCACCGAGAUCAUCCGAUACUCCUUCUUCGCCCUCACGCUGUCCGGUUUCCAGCCCAAGUUCCUUACUUGGUUGCGCUACAACACCUUCUUCGUGCUCUACCCUGUUGGUAUCUUCAGCGAGUGCUGGCUCAUCUGGUUGGCCACCGCGCCUGCGGGCCACCUCAAUGAGCUGUACAAGUUUGCUCUGCAGGCUAUUUUGGCCAUCUACGUUCCUGGAUCUUAUGUCUUGUACUCGCACAUGAUGACCCAGAGACGCAAGGUUAUGCGCAACAUGAAGGCCCAGGGUCAGAAGGCCCAAUAA
Molecule: messenger RNA, 672 nt
Organism: Fusarium pseudograminearum CS3096
Lineage: Eukaryota; Fungi; Ascomycota; Sordariomycetes; Hypocreales; Nectriaceae
Exons: 3
Coding region: 1-672 (223 amino acids)
Biological process (GO): very long-chain fatty acid biosynthetic process; fatty acid elongation; sphingolipid biosynthetic process
Cellular component (GO): endoplasmic reticulum membrane
Molecular function (GO): 3-hydroxyacyl-CoA dehydratase activity
Source: RefSeq, a predicted model, not a curated record